This is a messenger RNA of Vigna umbellata (rice bean), 1705 nucleotides long. The record is from RefSeq and is a predicted model, not a curated record. NCBI's taxonomy places the organism in Eukaryota, Viridiplantae, Streptophyta, Magnoliopsida, Fabales, Fabaceae.
UAUUGAUAAUUUAUUGGAGAUCUCCGUGCUUUGGAAGGGUUGAGUUUCUUCAUUUUGAAUUUCGGAUUAGUAUGUGAUCAAAUUGAUAACAAGCUUGAGAAUGAGCUCCUAGGGUUAUUCUAUUUUAGGGUUGAAACUUGAGUUUGUAACUCCCUUGAGUUUUUCAAUCCCAAUGUAUGGAGCUGCUGUAAAAUUUAUAUUUUCACCUUGACACACUAGUAAAAUUAGUUUUUUUUUUAAUUUUUUUAUAAAUAGUAUUGAUGUUAUUGAACUACACUUAGAGUAGUUAUAGACACCUGUUCUCUACCUUGAUUUUUUGGCAAAAUUAGGGGCUGUGAAGCCUAAGUUUUGUACAGUGAUCGUGCGAAUGUUUCUAUAUUGUUUUUGUGAAUCUUGGUUCUUGCAUUAAAACAGGGUGCAUUAUUCUGAAGAUACUUGAAAGUUUGGGAAUUUCAAGUUAUAGAAAAGAGAAUAUAAACUUAUGGACCGACUCAAUGGUGCUGCCAAUCUAAUGAUAGUGUCAGAUCUUGAUUUUACAAUGGUAGACCAUGAUGAUCCAGAGAAUCUUGCUCUUCUCAGGUUCAAUGCUUUGUGGGAAGCUUAUUAUCGUCAUGAUUCUCUGCUAGUUUUCUCCACUGGGAGAUCCCCUACUAUUUAUGGAGAUUUAAGAAAACAGAAACCUUUGUUGACUCCUGAUAUCACUAUAAUGUCUGUGGGUACUGAGAUUACAUAUGGUGAAUCCAUGGUACCUGAUGAUGGUUGGAAACAGUAUCUGGAUCAUAAGUGGGACAGAGACGUGGUUUUGGAGGAAACAGCCAAGUUUCCUGAAUUAACUAUGCAAUCAGAAACAGAACAACGGCCUCACAAGGUCAGCUUUUAUUUGGAAAAAGGGAAGGCCCCAAAUGUUGUCAAAGCUCUCUCAAAAUGUCUGGAGAAACGUGGGUUAGAUGUGAAAAUAAUUUAUAGCAAUGGUAUUGCUUUGGAUGUAUUACCCCAAGCUGCUGGAAAAGGAAGGGCACUUGCUUUCGUACUUGAAAAACUAAAUGCUGGUGGACUUGGACCACGCAACACUCUUGUUUGUGGUGAUUCUGGAAAUGAUGCUGAACUGUUUACUGUGCCUGCAGUUAAUGGGGUCUUGGUCAGCAAUGCACAGGAAGAAUUGCUUCAUUGGUAUACAGAAAAUGCAAGGAGCAAUCCCCAAAUAGUUCAUGCAACUGAAAGAUGUGCAGCUGGCAUUAUGCAAGCCAUCGGUGACUUCUCUCUUGGUCCGAAUGUGUCUCCAAGAGAUAUUGGAGAUUGCAUGUCCAGCGGGAAAGUUCUUGGUCCUAGCCAUGAAGUAGUGAUGUUCUACAUAUUUUAUGAGAGAUGGAGGUGUGGUGAAGUUGAGAAUCCUAAGCAGUAUAUGCACAAUUUGAAAUCAGUCUUUCAUUCUACAGGAAAUUGUGUCCAUCCUUCAGGAGUUGACCAAUCUAUGCACCAUGUUAUAGAUACCUUUGAAAAGGCUUUUGGUGACAAGAAGGACCAAUACUAUCGAGUGUGGGUUGACAGUUUAUCUUUUGCAGAGGUUAGUUUGGGUUCGUGGCUGGUCAAAUUUGACAAGUGGGAGAUAUCUGGUGAGAUUUUUCUUAACUUUAAGUCAUUAGUCUUAAGUUCUAUUCUUCAAUUGGCAUCUUUAUAUUUAAUUCAUUAGUCUUGAGUUCUUUUC